GUGAUGCUGUCGCGCUUGUGUUUUGCUUUGGCUUUUUUCCCCUCUUUUUGUUAUUGUUUCGUGUUACUAGAGAAGCCGGACGCGUGAAGGAAAAAAGCACGACAGUCCUAAUUCUGACUUGAAGAACUGCGAGACUUUGGAGGUCUUUUUUUUCAUGCUGCCAUGGACAACACUUGGCAGGUGGAGUUUAGAAACGUGGGAUGCAGUUACUUCCCUCAGAGCAGAGUUGACUGCCACUUCACGUUAAGCGCACAGCACAAGUGGGCCAGCAGUGAUUGGGUUGGGCUCUUCAAGGUGGGAUGGUCCUCAGUGAAGGAUUACCACACUUUUGUCUGGGCUCUGGUUCCAGUUGACUAUCAAGAGGGUGCAGAUGUCAACUGCUGUGUGCAUUUCCAAGCCUCCUACCUACCUAAGCCCAGCUCCCAGGAGUAUGAAUUUGUCUAUGUGGAUGCUCAGGGGGAAGUGUGCUCCCGCAGCCCUAAGUUCACUUUUUGUGCACCAAAGCCGCUUGAAGAUCUGGUGACCCUCGAGGAAGAGUCUUAUGGAGAGGAGGAAGGCACAGAUAUGCUGCUGGUUGUACCUAGGGCUGAACUUCUGCAGAGCCGACUGCAGGAAUGCCUGCAGGAGCGUGCAGAGCUGCUCCAGCUGCAGGAGAGGACAACAAAGCAAAGGGAGAAAGAGAAGGAGGAGUUCUGGAGGGCUAAGGAGGCUUGGGACAGACGAUGGAGAGGGUUGGAACGUGAUAUCAGCAGGCUGCAGGAAGAUCUGAGGCAGAGUCGCGAGACGAUUGUGGAGAUGGAGAGAAGGCUGGAGGAGGAGCAGCUUUUAGGUCAAUCACUCACCCAGGAGAAAGCUUCUUUAAUGGAGGCCAGAGAAUCAAGUGAAAUGAGAAUCCAAGACCUUGAAGAGAACAUCAAAACCCUGACUCAGAGGGCUGUGGAAAGAGAGGCAGAGCUGGAGAGGAUCAAGGAAAGAACCAAGAGGGCAAAUGCACUUAAAAAUGAAGAGGAAAGUGAGAGAACAAGUCUGCAGGUCAAGUUUGAGCAGACAGAGGCAGAGCUCAGAAGUCUGUCCAAAGAGUUUCAGGGUUUGAGGAACUCCCUUGCACAGAGAGACACCAGCGUCCUGCAGCUCCAGAACACCAUCACCACGCUCACGCAGAAGCUCACCAUCGCCCAGAGGAAGGAGACAGAGAAUGAGGCUUCACUGAAGGAGAUGAGGAGUCUGAGGGAGCGUCUUCACAUGAGCGAGCGGGCUGCAGAGGGCUUAAAAAGUGACCUCAGUGCCAUGAUAGCACAGAGGGAUCACGGUCAGGCCGAACUGCAUCAGGCUCGUCUUCAAGCCGCCCAACUCACCCUUCAGCUCGCAGAUUCAAGUCUGGCCUUGAGGGAAGGAAAAGCCCAGUGGGCCCAGGAGAGGCAGAAGCUGCAGCUUGCUGCAGAGAUCAGCCAUGAUCGUUUGGAGAAGCUGAACUCAGAUAUGCUGAGAGUGGAGGAGAGGCUGCAAGAGGAAAAGAUGGAGAGAGUGAAGCUGGAAGUGGAGCUUGGAAGAGAAAAAGAUUGCAACCGGGUCCAGCUGAGCGAAACCCGCAGGGAGCUUCAGGAGCUAAAAGGGAGCCUGAGAGUUUCCCAUAAAGAGAAGGAGCAGCUGCUCGCAGAGAAGCAGGAUUUGAUGGACUACAUCUGUCAGCUGGAGCAGAAGAUUGGAAUGGCGGCCAGUACCAGCUGGGAAGCUGCACCGCUCGCCUCUUCAGGCAGUCCUGCCAGUGUGCCAUCUGAGUCUGAGGAUGAGAGCCCGGAGCCUUUAGAAAUCCACCAUCCACCCCAAAACGUUGGACACUACAGCCUUUGCGAGCACGGCCAGCCCGACUCCUUGCACCUUGCAACACCCCCUCAGUCCCCCAAGGAGGCGAACUGGAGACUAGUGGUCAUCAGCCAGCCAGCCCCUCUUUCCCUGCCGCAUCAGGAGGAAGAAUCGGAUUCAGUCCAGAAUGGAAGGAAGGAGUACAGAGAGGAAACAUCAUUUUUGUUGUCCCAGCACACCACUGACGCUCUCAGCAAUAUGGCUGACACUUUGCUAUGGUAACAGCCAACCACAGGAGAUGGGCAUCCGGACUUCAAGUUUCUUCUCCUCUGAUGUCCGUUUAUAGUCCCCGUUCGUUCAAAACGAAGGUUUUAAUCUGCAGUUCCAACAUAUCAAACUUCUCAGAUUUCCUUUUUCUUUCCCUCAUAACUGUUGUGUUAUUACCUUGGCUCUUUUUGCCAGUGGUGUCAGGUGAGCUUUUUUAUUUUCUACGGUUGACACAAGAAACCGGAGCAACCAGCUCCGGGGCUGGGACCCUGUCGUUUGAGAGUUUGCACACCGUAGCACAAUGAUUAUUGUUGAAUCAUUGUUAUGUGGAGAGCUUUACGAUAGAUGUUAUGUCAUUUUUAUGGCAAUCGUGAUUAAGAGUCGCGACAGGCACUGUAAUAACAAUGUUUUGUGCAGGACCGGCUUCGGUGAAAAUCACAAGAAUCCAGCAUUAAAUUCUGUACGGCUCCUUCAGACACUUUUUAAAGCAUCGUGAAGUAAUGAUGCCGCGUCAUGCUUAAAUAUACUGCAAUAACGUUGAUCUAAGACACCAUAUUUCUCUCUUAUUUUCUUCAGAACCAAGAUUUGAUAUGCACUUUCUUGAAGGCAUAAGUAGUUGAUUGUAGCAGCAGAAGUGAUUUAAGAGAAGUGGACGGGGUUUUGAACCACAGCUUCCUAAGCUGACUGUGUAAUUGUAGACGUCACACAGCUUUACACAUCAAAAUGAUCUUAGAAGCCUUUCGCUAUAGAUCAAAUGCAAUUUAUAUUUGUUAAUAAAAGAGACUCUUUUAACAACUACUACAAUCCUUAAGGUGUGUAUUUGAAUGCUUAACUUCAGCUUAAUUCACUGAUUCACCCAUGCAGUUCUAGAUGUGUGCCGAAAGCUGUAAGCCGGAUUUAAGGCGAUGCGCUGCCUAUUAAGAAAUGUUGCCUGUGUUCAAUCAAUACCUUAUGCAUUUUUUAAUGUUUUUUAGUCAAAGUUUAGCUGCAGUUAAAGCAUAUUCAGGUUAGGUUUGUAAUAGAUGUGCGUGGAUUGUGGAACAGCAGCUUCCUUGCUAGGCUAAGAAAUCUGACUAUAGAUGCCUAGAUGCUUAAUUUUACCUGCUGUUUUGCACACUGUUUUUAUUCUAGGAGUGUUUUUAGAUUAAACAAGGAUCCAUGGAUGCUCAGUUUAUUUUUUUGAACAUUUCUGUUCUUAUUAUAGACCCUUGUGUCAUUUUUACUUGUACUUUAUAAAUGUUUGAUAAUCUACCUUUUCGCUUUCAGACAUGAACUUUUUUUGGCUUCAUUUUUUUUUACCAAAUUUCGGUGCUAAUGAAAGAAAGGGAUUUCAUCUAGUUAUUUUUAAGGGAGAAUAAACAUAAAAGGUAAAUUCAAAUGAGGAUCUGGUAACAUUUUUGUCUGUUUUGUUCUUUAUUUUGUGUCACUGUCAUGUUACACUACAAUUUUACUUCCUUUCAAGUCUGUUUUCAGAAGAUGGCACACUACUAUGUCGUUUUUCUUGUACUUUAAACUAGAAGUGUCACAGUGAAGUUCUUUUUUUUUUGGUGUCAUUUAACAGAAAUUAUGACCCUGUUGUAGAUCUGCAGAGCUUUGUUUUGAAGUGUUUUUACUUUCCAGUCAUAAGUGGAGGUUUGUGUGAGGCUCGGCAUAAUAAAAAGUAUCCAUCAUUGAGA
Messenger RNA from Oryzias latipes (Japanese medaka), 3746 nucleotides. It is a transcript of the gene calcoco1a, whose product is annotated as calcium binding and coiled-coil domain 1a. Gene Ontology annotation, biological process: positive regulation of transcription by RNA polymerase II. The record is from RefSeq and is a predicted model, not a curated record. NCBI's taxonomy places the organism in Eukaryota, Metazoa, Chordata, Actinopteri, Beloniformes, Adrianichthyidae. Gene Ontology annotation, molecular function: transcription coactivator activity.